ACUGCGCUUAAGCGUCGGUUUGUCUGGUUUCUGUGACAACGACUCCGGCUCUGGGUCGUCGGCGGCCAGAGACAAGAUGAAGCUGAAGCGGUUCUUGCUGCGAUAUUACCCGCCGGGCAUUAUUUUGGAAUAUAUUCAAAGUGGGGAAGUGAAAACCAAAUCCAUAGAUUUAUUAGAUCUCAAUACUACAACAGAUGUAGAAGCCUUAGUAGAAGAUAUUAGAAAAGCAGAACCUCUCAUCACACAGUCACGGAAAGAUCAGGUUGUACAUUUAAUUCUACGAUUACAAGAGAAGCUGGGACAACAAGUGGACCACAAGUUCUAUCUUUUUAAGGUACUUCGAGCACAUAUAUUGCCACUCACCAAUGUUGCCUUUAACAAAUCUGGUUCUUGCUUUAUCACUGGAAGUUAUGACCGAACAUGCAAACUGUGGGAUACAGCAACAGGAGAAGAAUUACGUUCUCUGGAAGGCCACAGAAAUGUGGUGUAUGCAAUUGCUUUCAAUAAUCCUUAUGGUGACAAGAUUGCUACUGGAUCAUUUGACAAGACCUGCAAAUUAUGGAGUGUAGACACAGGAAAAUGCUAUUAUACUUUUAGAGGACACACUGCAGAAAUAGUUUGCUUGUCAUUUAAUCUUCAAAGCACACUAGUUGCGACUGGAAGCAUGGAUACUACGGCUAGAUUAUGGGACAUACAGAAUGGAGAAGAAGUAGUCAGAUUAACAGGACACUCUGCAGAGAUUAUUGCAUUAUCGUUUAACACCACAGGAGACAGAAUCAUCACAGGUUCUUUUGACCAUACAGUCGCAGUAUGGGAUGUUAGCACGGGCAGGAGAAUGCAUACUUUAAUAGGCCAUCGUGCAGAAAUAAGCAGCGCACAAUUCAAUUGGGAUUGUACUCUGAUAAUUACUGGAUCUAUGGACAAAACAUGCAUGCUUUGGAAUGCUUUGACAGGCAAGCGGGUGGCAACCUUAACAGGCCACGAUGAUGAAGUAUUAGAUAUUUGUUUCGAUUAUACUGGCCAGCGUAUUGCAAGUGCCUCAGCUGAUGGAUCAGCAAGAGUAUAUGAUGCAGAAACAAAAAAAUGUAUUGCAAAACUUGAGGGUCAUACAGGAGAAAUUUCAAAGAUCUGUUUCAAUCCUCAAGGAAGUCGUAUUCUUACAGCCAGUUCAGAUAAGACAGCUCGACUUUGGGAGCCUAAGACAGGACAAUGCAUUCAAAUAUUGGAAGGCCACACUGAUGAGAUAUUUUCCUGUGCUUUCAAUUAUAAAGGGAAUAUCAUUAUUACAGGAAGCAAAGAUAAUACAUGUAGGAUAUGGCGCUAAUUGAGGCAAUGAUCCAGUUUUCUAGCAAUUUUAAUUCAGUGUUUUUAUAUAGACAGGAACCUUCAAAAUCUGUCUUUUUUAUUCUUUCUGUAGAAGAAUUAUUUCCUGGACUUACUGUAAUAAUUAACUUGGCUACUUAUAUAAGAAAUGUGUUAGUGAAAAAGUUGUAAGAAAUGCCUUUUUUCUCUAAAGAUCUGUAGGCUAGUUGGAGUGAAGAGGCAUCAUGAUAUUAUUAGCUGUUACUUGAUGUCAUUCUUGCAUUAAUUUAGAUAUCUUUUCCUUACAAUGUUUAAUUUUCAUUUAAUAAAAACAUUUCAAUCAGUAUAAUGUAGUAUGUAUCUAUGUAGUAUUGAUUGGAACAUUCUGUUCAUAUUUUGUAUUUGGGACUUAAUUUUGAAUUUAUAUCAUAUAAUUCAAUAUCUUGAUUUUAAAAAAAUACUUUAGAUUUAUGGUUUGCCCCAUCCUGAAAGGUUUAAAUGUAAAUUUACAUGUAUGUUUAAAUAUUAGAAGUCUCUAACAUUAAAUAAGUGCAACCUAACAAGUAUUAAGUUUUAUUCCAUACCAUUGAGAAAAAAGAAAUUGGUAUACAUUAACUCAUACUAUGAACUGCAUAAUGGAAGCUAAUGAAUAUGCAUCACAUUUCACAUAUGGCUUUCUAAGUAGUCCUUUGGCUUUAUUUUAUUUAUUUAUUUUUUGCAUUAUGAGAAUAAUUUUCUGUGAAUUAUUCAUAUGUUCAUUGGAGUUCCAUGUUCUGAAAUUAAAACAAUUGCAUUGA
Candoia aspera is the source of this 2099-nucleotide messenger RNA. It is a transcript of the gene DAW1, whose product is annotated as dynein assembly factor with WD repeats 1. Lineage: Eukaryota; Metazoa; Chordata; Lepidosauria; Squamata; Candoiidae. The coding region runs from base 77 to 1324 and encodes 415 amino acids. Gene Ontology annotation, molecular function: protein binding. The record is from RefSeq and is a predicted model, not a curated record. The transcript is spliced from 13 exons.